Molecule: messenger RNA, 1352 nt
Organism: Nicotiana attenuata
Lineage: Eukaryota; Viridiplantae; Streptophyta; Magnoliopsida; Solanales; Solanaceae
Product: non-functional pseudokinase ZED1-like
Exons: 2
Coding region: 86-1126 (346 amino acids)
Biological process (GO): cell surface receptor signaling pathway; protein phosphorylation
Cellular component (GO): plasma membrane
Molecular function (GO): ATP binding; protein serine/threonine kinase activity
Source: RefSeq, a predicted model, not a curated record
AUCUAGAAACGCGUAAAUGUAUAGAUUCGAUCAAAUUUUCAACGCCCCAAAUUGGGCAGAUUUUUCCUAGUCUACCCAGCUAGCCAUGGAUUGCAUAAGGAAGAUGUGGUCAGUCUUGAAGAAACUUAGGAAGGAAGAAGAAGAAGAUGUCGCAAAUCUGUUCCUACAAAAUGGAAGUGCGCUGUUGGAAGAGCUUAUUUCUUUUUCUAGUGGAACAUAUGACAUUCCCAUCCCUAGUUACAGUGCUCAACAACUUGUUAAGGCCACAAACAACUUCGCUGGACGUGUCCAUGCUAGCACCUACGGUUACAUCUCUAGAGGAACUCUGCUAGGCCGCUCUAUCUUGGUCAAAAUGUUCAUCAAUAUUCCAGGUAACCCUGCCUCACAUUCCGACUUUGACAUUCUUGCUGGAGCUGUACGUGACAUUGCAGUCACAUCGCUAAUGAGCGGAAAUAGGAAUGUUUUGAAGAUUAUAGGUUGCUGUUUGGAAUUCACAUAUCCAGCACUAGUGUAUGAGGAUGCCAGAUUUGAGACUCUCGCUAAUUUCCUUGACCCCAAUUGCGAUAAAUUGUUAAGUUGGAAAUGUAGAUUGAAGAUUGCCAAAAGCAUUGCCAGUGCAAUUCUUUAUCUACACACUGCAUUUCCAACUCCCAUUAUCUACAGGAUCUUGAAUCCCCAUAACAUUAUCUUGGACCAUCAUUGUGUUCCCAAACUGUUUGAUUUCUCAUUUGUUAUUUCUCUUCCUCCUGGAGAGUUGCAAGUGGAAGAUGACUUGAUUUGGAUUCCUGGCUAUUUGGAUCCAGAGUACCAAUCUUCAAGGUUUGUCACUCAAAAGACCGACGUCUAUAGUUUUGGUGUGCUUCUACUGGUGCUCUUAAAUGGACAGGGUCCUAUAUGCAGGGCCAAUGAAGAUGAUCCAGAACACAUUGUGAAUUAUGUAAAUGACCAUAUUCAUAAGGACGAUCAAUUCAAGCAGAUCGUGGACCCUAAAAUCUUGAACGAAUCGACUGUAAAUCAUCAACAGCUACAAGCUUUCAUUAAUAUCGCUUUAAGAUGUGUCCAGGCUAAGGGAGAAAAUAGACCAGAUAUGCUCGAUAUUGCAAGAAAGAUCAUGCAAUUUGAGUAAUGUGUGUACAACUGAUUCUUAGGCUCUAGAAUGAUUUCUUCUUGAAUCUAUGGUUAUGCAGUGUUACAAUUUAGAAGGUUGUAUGUAGUUGAGAACAUUGCAUAUUUCUAAAAGUACAAGAGUCAAAUUAAUUGUUUUGUUGUUGAAAUUCAUCAUAUACUUGUCCCACGAGACAUGCCAAACAUAAUCAGCAAGAGAAUGAACAUUUCUAACUUCUGGAGGCUAA